This is a messenger RNA of Hyla sarda, 1637 nucleotides long. RefSeq names its product oocyte zinc finger protein XlCOF6.1-like. Bases 70 to 1404 code for a protein of 444 amino acids. The transcript is spliced from 3 exons. Gene Ontology annotation, biological process: regulation of transcription by RNA polymerase II. The record is from RefSeq and is a predicted model, not a curated record. Lineage: Eukaryota; Metazoa; Chordata; Amphibia; Anura; Hylidae. Gene Ontology annotation, molecular function: DNA-binding transcription factor activity; RNA polymerase II cis-regulatory region sequence-specific DNA binding.
CCUGUUAUCUGGUAUCACCUCAUCAUCCGAGAGCAAGAAGAUAAAUCAUGUGCAGGAAUAUCCCCUCAAAUGUCUCCAUAUAACAUCCUGGAAUUGUAUAGAAUUAAAUGUUUAUUCACAAUACAGGUUCCUAUAAGGUGUCAGGACGUGGCGGUCUAUUUCUCCAUGGAGGAGUGGGAGUAUGUAGAAGGACACAAGGAUCAGUACAAGGAUCAGGUCAUGAUGGAGGAUCAGCAGCCCCUCACAUCACCAGUCAGAUCCAGUAAGAGAACAGCACCAGAGAGGUGUCCCCGUCCUCUUGAUGAACAGAAUAUGGAGGAUAUUACUACAGGGAAAGAUCUGAUCUAUAUAAAUGCUACAGACAUAAAGGAAGAAGAAGAGACAGAUGUGAGUCGUGAUGAGCAGUAUAAGGAGCACAUUCCUACAGAGAAAGAUCUGAACUAUAUUAAUGCUUUAAACAUAAUAGUAAAAGAAGAAGAGACAGAUGUGAGCAGUGAUGAGCAGUAUAAGGAGGACAUUCCUACAGGCAGCAGCCCAGAUUCUUGUAGCAGGAGAUCAGAGGAGAAUCUUAUAUCUUCAGAUUAUAAAGCAGAUGAUGAUGAUAUCACACAAGAUACAUAUGAAGAACAUUCCAUUAUCCCAGAUACACCCUCAGCCCUUCACAGCCAAGAUCUGUCAUCUCAAAAAAGUAAUAAUAGAAGUGUUGAGCAUCAAAAAGCUCUUACAGGGGAGAAGCUGUUUACAUGUUCAGAAUGUGGGAAAUGUUUUAGUUUUAAAUCACGGCUUGUAAUACAUCAGAGAACUCACACAGGAGAGAAGCCAUUUGCAUGUUCACAGUGUGGAAAAUGUUUUGCUCAUAAAUCGCAUCUUGUUGAACAUCAAACAACCCACACAGGAGAGAAGUCAUUUUCAUGUUCAGAAUGUGGAAAAUGUUUUACUUCUAAAUCACGGCUUAUAAUACAUCAGAGAACUCACACAGGGGAGAAACUAUUUUCAUGUUCAGAAUGUGGAAAAUAUUUUACUUAUAAAUCACGGCUUGUUGAACAUCGGAGAACUCACACAGGAGAGAAGCCAUUUUCAUGUUCAGAAUGUGGAAAAUGUUUUACUCAGAAAUCACAUCUAUCUGAACAUCAAACAAUUCAUAUUGGAGAGAAGCCAUUUUCAUGUUCAGAAUGUGGAAAAUGUUUUACUUCUAAAUCACGCCUUGUUAAACAUCAGAUAAUUCACACAGAGGAGAAACCAUUUUCAUGUUCAGAAUGUGGAAAAUGUUUUACUUCUAAAUCACGGCUUGUUAAACAUCAGAUAAUUCACACAGAGGAGAAACCAUUUUCAUGUUCAGAAUGUGGAAAAUGUUUUACUCGAAAAGCAAGUCUUCUUAUGCACCAAAGAACACAUACAAAGUAGCCUUUUAACUUGUCAAAUUGUGCAAAAAUUACAACAUUGCAGUCAGUCACAAGAGACAUCAAUUUAGACCAAUAAAUCGAAAAAGUAUUAGUAUUCCAGAAAAUGUCUGAUAUACAAAAUGCAAAUAGAAUCCAAAUAACACAUCUGUAUAUAUGUCACCAGGUACUAGAAUAUUAUAUAUAUAUAAAUAAUCUCCAAACAAAUAAGAGAAAGAAUGCGGCAGCUCACCAAAA